AUGUUGUAUACUUCCUGCGGCGGACCUACUUCUGCUACUCCUGCUACUAAUUCGUCAGCCUCUCUUGCGCAAGCACAGCAACAGGCCUUUGCUGCGGCUACUGCGGCUCAGCAUGCUCAUGCUCAGGCGGCUGUACAGCAACAACAACAACAGCAACAACAACAACAACAACAACACUUGCUUCAGCAACAGCAACAUCUCUUUCAGCAACAACAGAACCAACAACCUCAACAGCAAACUUUGGCUCAUCUACAACAUAUAUUUGCUGCUUUACAUGCACAACAAUUAUUUCAACAGCAAUUGACUUCGCAGCCUACUGCCAGUGGACAACUUCAAACAAUUUCUCAUAAUGCACUCUCUCAACAGUUGCUUCAGCUAUUUCAUCAACAACAGCUUUCUUCCAACUACCCUGGUGUACAGGCUUCACUUGCAUCUAUUGUUGCAGCUCAGCAGCAGCAACAGACACUAGCUCUUCAACAGCUCCAACGCCAAUCACAAAUGGCUAAUUCAACUUCAGUUACAGACGAAUCGAAUUCUUCUCCUGUUGUCACUUCUGGUCAGACUACAAACUUCUUAUCCUCAUCUCCAUCUCAACCAGCUAUAGUAUCUUCUGCUCACUUGGGGAUGAGUAAUAUUAAUCAGGCAGUCUCAGCUUAUUCGAAAUCCCUUUCUAUUUCACCAUCUGAACAAAGGUCGUCACCUCAAUCUUCCCUCUCGGGUUAG
Molecule: messenger RNA, 723 nt
Organism: Protopolystoma xenopodis
Lineage: Eukaryota; Metazoa; Platyhelminthes; Monogenea; Polystomatidea; Polystomatidae
Source: the annotation of a GenBank genome assembly